UGAACUCAACAAGCCUACUCUGUAAUCUUCUGUUUAGUGUUUAUUGUUGUGUUUGGUGUUUUGUGGAGUUUACCUUUAACAGUAAUAAGUCGGUUUCUUUAGUUAUUAGUAAAAUUAAAGUUAUAUCUCGUCUUAUAAUUUCUAUAUAUGUUGCACUAUUUGCCUGAAAAGUGUUUUUACAUAUUAUUUUAACAUGGGCUGUACACAAAGCGAAAUUUCGCCGCAAAAUGAAACCCCUAGAAAAGGAUGUACCGAUGUUAUAUGGUUGAUUAUAUAUGUAAUUUUUUGGAUUUUAAUGAUAAUAGUUGCUGCAAUAUCUUUUGUAUAUGGCAACCCACAAAGACUCAUCAAUGGGUAUGAUUCCUUUGGAAAUACAUGUGGUGUAAAGAGCAACCAGAAACUUAUCAAUUUUCCAUUAGCUGGACUAAAUACUAUCGACCAAAAGUAUCUAUUUUUUAUGGAUAUAAAAGAAUUGAGAAGGUCCCUUAAAAUAUGUGUUAAACAGUGUCCAAAUCGAAAUAUGGACUCUCUGAAUGAUAUACGCAAUUUUUACCAAGAGACAGGUUCCAAUCUUUGUAGAUAUGAUAUUAAUCCAAACAAUGUUACUACUACUAAGGAUUUGCAUAAUUUUAUCGGUCCAUGUCCCACAUUGCCAGUUUAUGACUCAUUUCCUCUAUUAAAUAGAUGUUUCCCCAAGUCAGCACAUGACCUAGCAGCACGAGUAUUUAAUGAUUUUUAUGACCUUCUCAAUACUUGGGAUACUGUUGAACAAAUGCUGUCGGAUCUUUAUUCCUCUUGGAAGGAAAUGAUUAUAUGCGUCAUCGUAGCUUUCAUCUGCUCUCUAAUUAUGGUGUCAAUCCUUCACCUGUUAGCGACUUUCGUAUCAUGGAUUUUCAUGAUUGUAGUGUCAAUUGUGAGUGUGGCCGGUACUGCCUUGUUAUGGUACACAUACUAUGAGCUAAGAACCAAACAAAAGGAAUUCGCGACGAGUUUUUUAUCUGAAUCACUGAAAAACGAAAAGGCAUUUUUGUGGUACUCCAUAAUUGCGACAAUAAUAACCAUUAUUUUGUUAUUACUCGUAUUUGUAAUGCGUUCACGUGUAUCUUUCCUGGCGGCCUUGUUCAAGGAGACCGCGCAUUGCCUCGGCUCAAUCCCGUCUCUCUUCCUACAGCCAAUUAUUACAUUCUUCUUCCUAGUAUUAUUCUUUACUUUUUGGUCUCUUGUUGUGGUUUGUUUAGCAACAGCCAAUUAUCCUGGAAUACCUUACAAAACAAACUUUUUCAUUAAUGGCACCUCAACGCCGUACCAAAUUGAUAAUGCAGCAGUUCAUGGCCAGGAUGUUAACAAGAGUGCUAAUUAUAAGACGUAUCCUCUGGAACCGGUUGAAUUUGAUCCAAUGUGGGUGAAAAGCAUGUGGUGGAUGUGUCUCAUUUGUUUAGUGUGGGCCAGCGAGUUUAUAUUGGGAUGUCAGCAGAUGACUAUUGCGGGCGCUGUAUCUCACUGGUAUUUUAGGGGACCAAAUGCACAUUCACCAGUAUUAUAUUCGGUAGGAAAGCUUGUAAAGUACCAUUUGGGCUCCGUAGCUAAGGGAUCUUUCCUGAUAACACUUUUUAAAAUACCAAGACUAAUUCUUACUUAUCUACAUGCUAAGUUAUCAGCUAGAGCAGAAAAAGGAUCGGAAUGUGCAAAAUGUGGAUUGAAAUGUGGAAUAUGUUGUUUUUACUGUCUGGAAAAGUUCAUACGCUAUUUAAAUCACAAUGCCUAUACUAUUAUUACGAUAGAGAGGUGUCACUUUUGCAAGGCUGCUGCUAAGGCGUUCAGUACGAUAGUGAACAACGCGUUACAAGUAGCUACCAUAAACAGCGUGGGAGACUUCAUACUAUUCCUGGGCAAGUGCAUUGUGACCGCAGUGACUGGUAUCAUCGGCUUACUACUUCUCAAACGCAACUCGGAUCUGCACUUCUUCGCAGCCCCCACUCUUGUUAUCUGCAUAUUCGCUUUCUUUAUCGCUCACUGCAUCCUCUCCCUUUACGAGAUGGUAGUCGACUCUUUAUUCUUAUGCGUAUGCGAAGAUCGUAAUAUGAAUGGCGCUGAUGGAAAGUGGAAACAUUCCCGACUUGCCGAACUUGGAGGUCACAAGCAGCGCGAUGAGCAAGAUGGCGCCGAAAUGCAGGAUUUACAGGAGAAGUACUAAUAUAUUUUUAGUGCUUGUUGCUCAGACAUUGGCCGAAAGCAAUUUUAUGUAACUGUGAGUCGUGUACCUUUUUAUGCAUCGUGAUUUUGUUAAUGAAUUGAAUUAUAAUUUAUAUAAAACAUGAUCUGUCAUAAGGAUCUAUUUUUACACAAGAUUUUAUAUAAUUAUUAUAUUAGAAACUAUCAUAUCGUACGAUGUGAUUAUUGUUUAUUUUAAAUGGAAAUUUAAGAUAUUAAAUCUGAAAUGAAUACGAUAUACACAUUUCUCAGUGAACCUUGAAAAAAAAAAUUGAAAUUUCAUAGUUAAGAAAUCUGUGUUCAUAUAUUAAUUUUAAUGGGAUAAUUGAUAUCCAGAAAUACUCAUAAUAUUUUUUCAUAAGAUCGGCUUAUUAUUUUUUAAUUAUUAGACAUAAUUUAUUCCAGUGGCUUUGAUGUGGUUUAAGACUCUAUGGCAAUAGAAAUUUAUUUUAUUAUUAUAAUUAGUUAUGUAUUAUGUAAGUACUAGAAGUCGCAUGCAAUUUUUUUUUAAUUAUUUGGUUGCAUAUAUUAUUGCCUGAUGAUCUGCUAUUGUAUCGUUGUGAACUGCAUUCUAUUGUAUUAUUAAUCUUUAAGGAAUAUUUUCUAAAUUUUAAUACUUACGCACAUUAUUUAUAAAUUUUGUAAGGAAUGAUAUUCGUUUUACAGAUAAAUCAAGAGAUAAGCUGUAAUCUUCAGUGCUUAUAAGAAAUACGCUUAAUUAAAAUAACAAUUUUUACUUUAAAGUAUUAUUAUAAAUACUGGUACUUUUUGUAAUAAUCUGUCCAUAAUUGUGAAUUUUUGAUAUUUUUAUACAUUAAGAGUUCGUACUCUGUGCGCCAUAAUAUUUAGUUUUAUUAAUUUUUAUAAGUACUUUAUUAAUUUUUACUUGAAAAGUACAAGUCUAAUUUUUAUAUGUCUAUAUUAGGAUAGUGUAAUUUCGCAUGAUUAUACACUUAGAUAUGCUAAGUAAUAUAACGUUGUGUUUUAUAGUAUUUUACAUGUGUUUUAAAUAUACCUAUUGUAUUGAAAAAUAAAUUAAAUGAUAUAAAAUUCACAAUUUCACGAAGACGAUUGGUC
Molecule: messenger RNA, 3288 nt
Organism: Achroia grisella
Lineage: Eukaryota; Metazoa; Arthropoda; Insecta; Lepidoptera; Pyralidae
Gene: Ctl1
Product: choline transporter-like 1
Exons: 11
Coding region: 194-2194 (666 amino acids)
Biological process (GO): transmembrane transport
Cellular component (GO): membrane
Molecular function (GO): transmembrane transporter activity
Source: RefSeq, a predicted model, not a curated record